GUGACCCGGAAGUGCAGCGGAAGCGGCGGGAGCGGGAGCGCGGCAGCCAUGAGUCUCCUGAACAAGCCCAAGAGCGAGAUGACGCCCGAGGAGCUGCAGAAGCGCGAGGAGGAGGAGUUCAACACGGGCCCGCUGUCGGUGCUGACGCAGAGCGUGAAGAACAACACGCAGGUGCUCAUCAACUGCCGCAACAACAAGAAACUGCUGGGGCGCGUCAAGGCCUUCGACAGGCACUGUAACAUGGUGCUGGAGAACGUCAAGGAGAUGUGGACGGAGGUGCCCAAGAGCGGCAAAGGGAAGAAGAAAUCCAAACCCGUCAACAAGGACCGGUACAUCUCCAAGAUGUUCCUGCGCGGAGACUCCGUCAUCGUGGUGCUCCGGAACCCCCUGAUCGCGGGAAAAUAGGGAAUUCCCGAUGGGAAUCAUCCAUGGAACCUUCCGGAACGUCCCAGAACAUCCCAGAACAUCCCAGAACAUCCCAGGACAUCCCAGGCUCCGUCAUCGUGGUGCUCCGGAACCCCCUGAUCGCGGGAAAAUAGGGAAUUCCCGAUCGGAAUCAUCCAUGGAACCUUCUGGAACGUCCCAGAACAUCCCAGAACAUCCCAGAACCUUCCGGAACAUCCCAGAACAUCCCAGAACCUUCUGGAACAUCCCAGGCUCCGUCACCGUGGUGCUCCGGAACCCCCUGAUCGCGGGAAAAUAGGGAAUUCCUGAUCGGAAUCAUCCAUGGAACCUUCUGGAACGUCCCAGAACAUCCCAGAACCUCCCAGGACAUCCCAGAACCUCCCGGAACAUCCCAGAACCUUCCGGAACAUCCCAGAACAUCCCAGAACAUCCCAGAACAUCCCAGAACCUUCUGGAACAUCCCAGAACCUUCCGGAACAUC
Messenger RNA from Pseudopodoces humilis (Tibetan ground-tit), 886 nucleotides. NCBI's taxonomy places the organism in Eukaryota, Metazoa, Chordata, Aves, Passeriformes, Paridae. The record is from RefSeq and is a predicted model, not a curated record.